CACGUGGAUCUUUGGGCAGUUUGGCGUGGGAACCCGUGAGCACCCUGCCCGUGUUUCUGCCCUGCUGUGUUGGCAAGGAGAGUGCCCAAAUGAGCAAGAGCUCGCCGGCCAGCAGCGCUCCGGGAGUGAAUGGGCUCAGUGCUAUCCACAGCCAGGCCCAUGCCAGCGGCCUGCAGCAGGUUCCUCAGCUGGUGCCCGCCGGCCCGGGGGGAGGGGGCAAGGCUGCCCCUCCCAGCAAGCAGAGCAAGAAGAGCUCACCCAUGGAUCGCAACAGUGACGAGUACCGCCAGCGCAGGGAGAGGAACAACAUGGCUGUGAAGAAAAGCCGCUUGAAAAGCAAACAGAAGGCACAAGACACGCUGCAGAGAGUGAACCAGCUGAAGGAAGAGAACGAACGCUUGGAGGCCAAGAUCAAACUGCUCACCAAGGAGCUGAGUGUACUGAAAGAUCUGUUUCUGGAGCAUGCGCACAACCUUGCAGACAACGUGCAGCCCAUCAGCGCCGAAAACUCGCACGCGGAGAACGCCGGGCAGUAGGCCACCCUCUGCAGACUUCGCAGCCGUGGCCACCCUCCACUCCAGUGGCCAAACGGCGGCUCGUUCCACCAGGCAAAGAGCCACUGGGGUUUCCAACAUCAGCACUGGAGUUGAUCGCCAUGUAAUUUAAAUAUCUGCUCUUAAAUGACGUGGAUUUUUGUGGGGAUCAAAAAAACACAAAUUUCUAAAGUAAAAUCAUGGGCCUUCGUGCUCUUAGUAACUCGACUUGACCAGAAAGUCACUGCUUUUUUAGGUUGACACGGAGUGCAGAACUGGCAGGUCACGCAGAAGGCUCUUGGUUUUAAUGGGUAUGAUUAAUUGGAUUAAGAAAGCUGGAUUCCAUCUUUGUCAAUCUGUUGUGAUUAAAUCAUGUAAUACCCUAGGGCUGUAGAAAAUAAUCUCUUUGCAAUUUGGCUGGAUUUUAUACAUAUAGCAUAAACCUUGGUUUAGCAUAAUUUAAUACCGUUUUCCCAAAUAAGUUUUAAGUUUUUUUGAAAAAGUGAUGUCAGGUGAGGUAAAGAAACCCAUCACAUCUUAAAGCACGUGUGUAGCUAAUUGGCUUAAAAUUACAGGUAACACUUAGGAAGCAAAGAAGUUUAAAAAAAAAUAAAUAAAAACAAGACAUUAGUGUCAUGCUUUUGGGAUCCUUUUGGGUUACUGGGUCGCCAUUAUUUUGUGUCCUAUAAAAAUAACUUCAGUGUCCCAAAAUUUUGGCUUCUGUCGAUGCUACAGUAAGUAAGGUGCCUGCUGUAGACGCUGGUGAGGUAAGCAUCUAUUCAUUGAUUUCUGGGUACCAUUUUAUGGCCAAGUUAGUGAGUAAGGCGUCUUAGCAGUGUGAUACUGUGAGUGGCUGGCCAGGACUUGGAGCUGUUAACGCAGCGGGUGGUUCCUCAGCCGUGAUUUUUAAAAGCAGAAAUUUCUUGUGGAGGAAUAUCUUGGUGUUCGGUCUCAAGCAGAGGGUGAUUACAAAACUCUUGUCAACUCCAUGCCAUCUCCCAAGAGAACAGGCUAAGAAAACUUGAAAGGGUAAGGUUUUAACCUUUAAUUUAUUUCACUUAAAUACUUUAUAUAUAUAUUUUUUACAUUUCUCUUGCUAGUUAGUGGGCCGCUCUCCCAGACUUCAUGUGCCACUGCUUCUGUUUAUCCAUUUGUAUGCUUUUAUGUUUCAUAAAUUAUUUUAGACAGAAGAUGCUGAGAAACUCAGGAUAUUGACGUUUUUGUUGAGACUAAAAUGGCCAUCGGUAACAUAAGGCCUCUGAAGUGUGUCUUGCAUCGAUGUUGGCUGUUUAGAAUGUUAACUUUCUUCUUUCUACAGCACAAUUCUGUUUUGCGCCUAGGAUGGUGACUAGACCUGAGUCGUACCUGAUCAACGUUUGUGUUGCCAGGCACCAUGUGAGCACGGCCAUUUCUGGCCACUUGCUGUUUCCUACUAGGACUUGCGGUAAUGUAACCAGAAUGUAACUCAGGUUGCCCUGGGUUCUGACUCUGCCAUUCUCCCGGGCAAAAGACACCAGAGUGUCCUGCAACUCAGCAGAGCAGUUGAACAGGGCGGAUUUAAGUUAGGAUCAACCCCAGUGUACUAGAUGGCAAUAUCCAGUGAAAAGGCUGGUGUUUUAAAUGUCUAGCGAGAUACCCACGGAAGCCUGCUGACUCGACAUCGGAUCGAUGUUUGAUUAAUUUCAUUGGAGAUGCAGUUAGGUUGCUUGAAUCGCUAAACACCUGUCACAGGUGUUACAUUUUCAUCCUGAUUUCCAGAAAAAACCAAACAGUCUUUCAGAAGUGGGUAUCCUCAUGAAAUUGAUGGUUCCCAGUGGUAAGAGUGAACUGUUGACAAAAGCUGAGGCAAAGUCAGGAGUGUAUGCUCAACAUUUUAGGUCAGAACAAGACUGGAACUUUUAGAAAAACUGACUCAGAUUUUCCUGUUAACUAUUUAAAUCAAACCUUUAGCCCAAAUGAGCGAUUAUGCAUACAAGGAAAAUGUUAACCCUUGUCUUGACUGUCUACCAAAGUGAUGGAAAAAUGACAGUCUUAGUUUGUUGGAUUUUCAGUGUAAAACUGAGGGGAAGCAGGUGGAGAGUAAGUUGUGAGCUUUGGGAACUGUAGUGAUUCAUAAUCUUUGUCCUCUGUGUUAACCUAUGAACCUGUAGGACAGGAUAGGGUCGAGCUGUAGAGUAAAUUUCUAGCUGCUUCCGGGUGUCCUGGGAGGGGUGACCUUGACCGCUGUGGCUGCCCUGGUGAGAUGAGGCUGGCCCUUCCCUGCCUGGCCCAGCUCAGAUAGUUCUAAGCAGUAGUGAGAUUUUAAGAUACUAAGCUAUAGGUAAGAUUUUAAUAAAAUAUGACCAGAUUUUUGAAAUUCAAGU
Molecule: messenger RNA, 2896 nt
Organism: Castor canadensis (American beaver)
Lineage: Eukaryota; Metazoa; Chordata; Mammalia; Rodentia; Castoridae
Source: RefSeq, a predicted model, not a curated record